Molecule: messenger RNA, 492 nt
Organism: Camelina sativa (false flax)
Lineage: Eukaryota; Viridiplantae; Streptophyta; Magnoliopsida; Brassicales; Brassicaceae
Source: RefSeq, a predicted model, not a curated record
AUGGCGAACGUAAUCUCAGUUUCCCAUUUUACCCUUCCCGCAUUAGCUUAUUUACUUCUCCUCCUAUCCUCCACCGCCGCCGCCAUCAACGUCACUGCCGUUCUCUCUUCUUUCCCUAACCUAUCUUCUUUCUCCAACCUCCUCGUCUCCUCCGGCAUCGCAGCCGAACUCUCAGGUAGAAACUCGCUAACCCUCCUCGCCGUUCCCAAUUCUCAAUUCUCCUCCGCUUCCGUGGACCUCACGCGCCGUUUACCUCCUUCGACACUCGCAGAUCUCCUCCGCUUCCAUGUCCUUCUCCAGUUCCUCUCAGAUUCCGAUCUACGACGUAUCCCACCCUCAGGCUCCGCCGUCACCACUCUCUACGAAGCUUCCGGCCGUACAUUCUUCGGAUCCGGAUCCGUUAACGUAACCCGUGACCCGGCUUCAGGAUCAGUCACGAUCGGAUCUCNUAAAAAACUAUACCCCACGUGGGCACCACCCAAAAUUAUAUAA